CAGCAAGGCCUGCAGCACAGCAAGUCCUGGGUGCGAGGUAAGUACACCUUCCUUCAAAAUGCAACGCUGCUAAUAAACUGGGACCCGGAAAUGCAGAGGUUUUGUGUUAGUGGAGGAAAGGUCCUUGGAGAAUGGUGCUACGUGCUUUGGUAUCCUCUGAGAAUAUCCAGGCACUGGCCAGUUGGCGAAGGACAUGACUGGGAAGCUGAAACCACUUUCAUCCCAUUGGUUUAUCAGACGGGAAGGUAGCCUGCGUGGCAGGACACUGGGAACUAGCUCCUUGCCGAAUGCACCGGAGAGCAGCACUGCUUGCUUUCCGUCCCUUUUGCUAGGUGAUCUGAGAACACGCCAAGCUGCCGCUCCUUCCUGGACGGCUGACUGCCUGUGAGCCCGGCUAAGGAGGCUGAGCGCCUCCCCUGCGUGCAGUUCCCCGAGUGCCCGCCAGGGGGCGCUGACAGCCGCUGAGACCCAGCCUCCGGGACGGCCUCGCGUCCUCGCCGCAGCGGCUGCCACGUCAGCGCGCGUCCGGGCUGAGCGGCGGCAUGGCUGGGAUGAGGAAGACAGCGGCGGCCCUCGGGGCCGAACUGGGCGUGCGGAUCGCACUGUUCACGGCCUUCCUGGUAACAGAGCUGCUCCCUCCCUUCCAGAGGCUUAUCCAGCCCGAGGAGAUGUGGCUGUACCGGAAUCCGUAUGUGGAAGCAGAGUAUUUCCCUACCAAGUCGAUGUUUGUCAUUGCAUUUCUCUCUCCACUGUCUCUGAUCCUCCUGGCCAAAUGUCUCAAGAAGGCGGACACAACGGACAGCAAACAAGCCUGCCUGGCUGCCAGCCUUGCCCUGGUUCUGAAUGGUGUUUUUACCAACACAGUAAAGCUGAUAGUGGGGAGACCACGCCCGGACUUCUUCUACCGCUGCUUCCCUGAUGGGCAAGCCCAUUCUGACCUGACGUGCACAGGAGAUGAGGAUGUGGUGAAUGAGGGCCGUAAGAGCUUCCCUAGUGGACAUGCUUCCUUUGCAUUUGCUGGGCUGGCCUUUGCUUCCUUCUACCUGGCAGGGAAGUUACACUGCUUCACACCACAAGGCCGUGGAAAAUCUUGGAGGUUCUGUGCCUUUCUGUCACCUCUUCUUCUAGCAACUGUGAUUGCACUGUCCCGCACCUGUGACUACAAGCAUCACUGGCAAGAUGUUCUAACUGGAUCCGUGAUUGGCCUGACAUUUGCCUAUGUCUGCUACCGGCAGUAUUACCCUCCUCUGACUGAUGCAGAAUGCCAUAAACCAUUUCACAACACACUUGUACUACCCACUGCACAAAAGAAUUCUAUGGAUCCUUAUCAUCUUGAUAUUUAGAAACUGGAGCUACCUCAAUGGAGAAGAAUAGGUGAAUCGGCCCCUCCUCUCUGGACCAUGGGAAGACAAGAAUUUCCUACCUUUUCACCUGUUAAAAGAUACAAGUGAGGACAUCAGCAUUUCAUUCUGUUCCAUAUGAUUAUGCAGUUUUUCCCCUGCUCACAUGAAUUCAUCAUGAGGAGGUUCCUUUUCACUAUUGUAUGCCAUGCAUUCUCAUAAGAGAUCCUUCAAUAAUACUCCAACAGCGUACGAAUCUGGUUCAUAAGAUUGGUAUCCCAAGGUCUACAGAGGUGUUUCUACAUAUAAUGCCUUUGUUGUUGUUAAUCCUCACCCAAGGAUAUUUUUUUCCAUUGAUUUUGUGAGAGAGUGGGAGGGAGGGGGAGAGACAGAGGGAGAGAAACAUAGAUUGGUUGCCUCCCUCACAUACUCCAACCCUGAGGAUUGAGUGUCCAACUGAGGUACAUGCCCUUGACUGGAAUCGAACCCGAGAUCCUUCAGUCCAUAGGCUGACUAUCUACUGAGCCAAACUGGCUAGGGCAUAAAUGCCUCCCUUAGAAGGAUCUUGUCACAAGGAAGCCUUUACAUAGCCCUACUUUAUCCUAAAAGCUAGAGUCAAUUCUCAAAACUUCAUUUCCUAUACCUCAAAAUCUUAAAAUUUAGGGCAUGACCAACUAGAUUAUUUUAGUUCUGUUUACUUUCUCUGGUGACAGUUCCAUUAAGCCUUAACUAGGGAAGUAUCCGUUUCUGGCUGGUUUACCACUGCUUUGCAUAUCUUAUCCAAGUCCAGCUAGAUAGUGCUGUCUAUUUUUAAUACUGUGGACAUAAGUGAUUUGUCAAAUUACUAAGUAAACACAAUAAAAAAGAAAAUGGU
Molecule: messenger RNA, 2214 nt
Organism: Myotis myotis
Lineage: Eukaryota; Metazoa; Chordata; Mammalia; Chiroptera; Vespertilionidae
Gene: PLPP5
Product: phospholipid phosphatase 5
Exons: 7
Coding region: 543-1343 (266 amino acids)
Biological process (GO): phospholipid metabolic process
Molecular function (GO): phosphatidate phosphatase activity
Source: RefSeq, a predicted model, not a curated record